Molecule: messenger RNA, 3778 nt
Organism: Aedes albopictus (Asian tiger mosquito)
Lineage: Eukaryota; Metazoa; Arthropoda; Insecta; Diptera; Culicidae
Product: pancreatic triacylglycerol lipase-like
Exons: 7
Coding region: 1019-2680 (553 amino acids)
Biological process (GO): lipid catabolic process
Molecular function (GO): triacylglycerol lipase activity
Source: RefSeq, a predicted model, not a curated record
CAGAGCCGGGUCUCGUGGUUCCUCGCGCGAAAACCCAUCAUCCGCCGCCGACCGACGCGACGAGCAAAACGGCCCGAAGUGGCGCGCGAUCGCUUCAGUCCCCAGCCAACUGCCAGUGAGUGAGCACGUGAGUGUGCCUUUACGCCGUUUCGUUCGCGAGUUUGCGAGAGUGCGCGCGUCGCGUAUUACACGAUCGAGCAGCGAGGUACUUACCGAUCGAUACGCGUCGAGGAGUAGCGGUUGGUCAAUCCGGCCCAAAAAGCCCCGGCGAUCGAGCGAUUCCUCGAAACGGCGGCGGUGCUUGUUCAAGAGUUUUUUUUUUUCUGAGAUUGCGGCAUUUUACCUAGGCAACUGAAAAGUGUGGAAAGCACACGAAAAUAACAGCGCAGAAGAGGAAAAAAAAAACGCGUCACGGUUUGAAGAUGCGAAUGCAAGGCGAUGCAUAAUCGUUUUAUAUACUGGAAUGUGUCACGUAUUGAGGAGUAUGAUUGAAAGAAGUGCCACCAAGUUUCGGUGAUUUUUAUGACAUGUGAUAACUUACCUGCACUUUGAAAGUGAUUGUUCCCUGAAAAGUGGACAAAAUUUUAUAGUUCUGGUUUUAAGCUUGUUAAGCUCGAUUCAGUGGUUUCCACCCGCAGCUGCCGAAGGCUACUCGGCAUGGAUACAACUCCAAAAAGAGAUUAAAUGAUCAUUUCGUGCCAAACUGUGUAGAUCGUGCCAUCAAGUGCUUUCAAGUGGUGCCAAUUAACGACUCUGCUCGAGGAAGUGAAGCCAGUUUAAUUAUAUUUACCAGGAAGUUAUCCAACAUUACAUAGUUCAUCCACAACCUAGAGGACGACGACGCUCAACCGUUAGCCAAUUUAGAAGACAUACAUAGAGUAGGAGAGUGUAUUGCACCAUUUCCAGAUUUGAGUGAAAAACAAUCCGCCAGCGACGACCGAGGACGGUGACGACGACAACGGGCAGCGAGAGAGAACCCCCGCUUUGAUGCAUAUUAUUGCAAACACACGCCGCAACGAUGUUGGGCUAUCUUGCUUCAUCAUUGUUAGUUAUAAGCACCAUCUACUCGAUCGAUCCCAGUAGCGCCGGUCCGCUCGAUGCCCUGAGCUGGGCCCGGAUGGACAACAUCAAUCUACCGUGGUUGCCAUAUGAAAACAUGACCCGGUGCUACGGUGAGCUGGGCUGUCUGAACAUCACCAAAGAAUGGUACCACCUGAUCUUCCGACCGUUCAACGUCUUUCCGCUGCCACGGAGUGUGAUCAACACCCGGUUCAUCCUGUACACGGAGAAGAACCCCACCGAUGGUCAGUUGCUGCAGGCCGAAACCAAGGAGACCAUCAUGAAGAGCAACUUCCGCUCCGAUUGGAACACCAAGUUCAUCAUCCAUGGGUUCAUCGAUACUCCGUUGUCCAACUGGGUGUCGGAGAUGCGGGAUGAGCUGAUCACACGCGGUGGACUCAACGUCAUCGUGGUGGAUUGGGCCGGUGGAUCAUUGCCUCUCUACACGCAGGCCACGGCCAACACUAGACUGGUAGGAUUAGAGAUAGCUUAUCUGAUCAAGAAAUUGACGGAAUACAAAGGACUCAGGGCGGAGGACGUUCAUCUCAUAGGACACUCGUUGGGAGCCCAUACCGCAGGGUACGCCGCCGAGAGGACGCCGGGUUUGGGCCGUAUUACAGGGUUAGAUCCAGCUGAACCGUAUUUCCAGGGGAUGGACCCGGUUGUAAGGCUGGACCCGUCGGAUGCCGCUCUGGUAGACGUUAUCCACACGGACGGUCGGAGUGUGUUCCGGUUGGAGAUUCCCGGCUAUGGCAUGUCCCACGCUUGCGGGCAUUUGGACUUCUAUCCAAAUAAUGGCAAAGAACAGCCCGGUUGUGCCCUCUCGCAGGAGGGAGCUGCCACCAUUCCUCUGACGCUCAUCAAAGAUGGAAUCGAGGAAGCGUCCCGUGUUCUGCUAGCUUGCAACCACAUUAGAGCCAUUAAGUUAUUUAUCGAUAGUAUUAACGGAAAGUGUCCGUAUGUAGCCCAUCGCUGCCCCUCCUACCAGCACUUCCUGAGCGGGAACUGUUUCAAAUGCACUUCCGGAAACUGCGCUCUGAUGGGCUACCACGCGUCCCUUCCAAUCACAACCACCAGGCAGAAUAUCUCCGAAAACGACAUCGCAGUCGGUUCGUCCAUUCCUGUGGCACCCCAACCGGGCAAGUACUUCCUAGCGACUGGGCGGGAUUUUCCAUUCUGUCAACGCCACUACCGGUUCACGAUCGAGCUUGCCAAACCGAAAACAGCGGAACAGUGGGUCCAGGGUCACCUGACGGCCGGAAUCUUCUCCGAGCGGGGCGCCAUCCGAAGUUUGGACCUCACGCCGAAGGGUACGGCCCGAUUUGAGCACGGAACCGUCUACCAGGUGGUGGUGACCAAUUCGCACGAUCUGGGCGAUCGGAUCCGGAAGGUCGAACUGUCCUGGACGCACGACAUGAACGUGCUGGAACCAACGACGCUGUGCCUGUUCUGGUGCAACAAUCACCUGUACGUGAAAUCGAUCCAGGUGGAAACCAUGCAGAUGCCAUCCCGAGAGAAGCGCAACACCGAAUACUCGAACAAGCUGUGCGCCCCGAAGCGCGACUUUGCCGACAUUGCCAGCCGUGGAACGUACUCUUUCUACGACAACUGUAAACGGUGAACCGAACCGUUGAGAAAGCCCAACACCAUCACACCGAACCGAACCGGAUCGGAUCCUACCUAUAACAGAAAUACUCUCAUGAAAGAAAUUUGAGCUUUAGGCUAGAUGAGGAUGAGACGAAACCUUUUAUUUGGAAUCACACCAUAAGAGAGCGAGAUAGAGAGGGAGAGAGAGCGCUAGAUUAGUGUAAACUACGUAUUGUUUGUUGAUUAUUAUUUCUGUAGUUAGCAGUCAGCUUUCCCGAGUAGGAAGGCUACUCAAAAUCUUUUCCGAUACACUAUGUGAGGCUCCGUUAGUGAACAAUUCAUUCGGCUAGGUUCAUCCAAAAUACCAAGAUUCCGGUGACCAUGGUUUCGUAAUGCGUAGCAGAGGGAGAGAGAGAAAGCUUCAUAUGUGAUUUUAGUGCGUUUAUUUCCUAUCUCCUCCAGAACAGAAUGAAUGAUGAGUGAUUGAGUGACUGAGCAAGAGAGCUGUCGUUGGGUGGUGAAUGAAACUGAACGUCCGAGGAUUGUUGAGAGCGAGAGAGAAAAGUCAUUUAUUUUUGCCUAGUUAAGAAACGAAUACAAGUACCAUAAACCACGUGUUCCCUACAAGUAUAUUCAAUUGUACAAAUUUCUCUUUAGAUCAAGCAAAACGUGACCGUUUCCUGCGUGCUUUUAUUAUACUUUGUAAACAUAUGGUUGAUAAUUUAGACGUUGUAAGGAAUAUUUCUAUGAAAUUUAUUUAUCCUACUUACCUGAAGCUUGAAAAAUUUACCUGUUGUCAUGGUUAAAUUUUCAAUUUUAACUUCCGAAUCUGUUCUGUUUUUUGUUGUUGAGUUAGAAGAAAUGCUACAGCUUUUAACAUCGUGGGGAAAAUACAUGAGUAGAUAGUAACAAAUGAAUUCAAUUUUAGCACAAAGUGGAUGAAAUGCGUUAAAAAUGGGCCUAUGUUUAUGGAAAAUUAGCUUGUUACUAUGACCUCCUAGAGUCCUAGAGAACAUAGCACCGCUGUUUGCUUUUACGUGCAUACAAAUAAACGUUUUCUCUAAUUUGAAAUUUUGCAAUUAAUUAAGACAAAAUUCAUGAACAAAUAGGAAAUAGACUAUGAACUUAUCCA